UCGAAACAGUACUUGUUGCACUUUUCGUCAUGACUGCAGCACCUGCACACUCACAGCAGUCACUAGUACUCUCAGCCUCCUGACUGUAUUAAGUUUAUGAUUUUGAUAUUUUUUUAACUAGCACAGCUUUUACCCAAUCGCUUCGGAUUAAUUUUUGGACUGUGGUGGAAUGGAGACCCAGGAAUCUGUACCGAUCACUGAGAAGCGUUCCUUCGCUCCUGGCGAUGUUGUCAUGGCCUGUGAUCCUUUGGUGUGGGUCUUGGAGCGCAGUGCGUACAAAACCCACUGUGCGUUUUGCUUGAAGGAUGGCCAGGGAUUGCGUAAAUGUGCGGGAUGUCAACUGCAUCACUACUGUAAUACCACGUGCCAGACCGCGGACUGGAAAAUGGAGCAUAAAGCGGAAUGCGCCAUGCUGAAGCAGAUGGGUUUAGUGAACGGGGAGACGGAGCCCACGGUUAUCCUGUUGGCCGGGCUUCGAGGUGGCCGAACAUCGCAGCCGUUUCCCAUGUCUACUGAUAUCUUCCGGGAUAUGACGACCAAGUUGGACUUCAAAGUUAAGAGAAACGCGAUGAUGGACGUCUCUGGAAUGGGCUCGAAAUCUGUUGCAGAGGUUCUGCGCAUGAUGCCAGCCAAUCACGCGGACCCGGAAUCCCAUCCCGUACUGCCUUUCGAAAAGUCCUCCAUGCUCCCGGAUAAAUCCAUCUAUUAUGAAAUUCUAAGCUACAACACAUGGCCCCUGUACGAUGUACUGACCGGCUAUGGCAAGGAUCCCAUCGGUUUCGCCCUGUAUUCACAAACCGUGCGACACCAAAUGACGCCGGUGUGCUGGGAUAUCAAUGUGGUGUUGAACCGCCGCGGACGACAAUUAUUCAUCCAUGCCGCAGAAGAUAUUCCGCAGUAUACCGGACUGAAAGAUUUGCGAUACAGCGAACUAAUGGAACCGUCGCGCCAAACUUGCGAGGAACGUCGCGGUGAAUUCCGAAAGCGUCACGGUUAUCCGUGUCCUUGCCGCAGAUGCACGGACGAAUACGACGCGGACAUUAAUCGCCUACGAUGUGUGACGGUUGGAUGCACGAAUCGCAUUCCAAGCGACCGUCGUGCACAGGCGGCGUGCUCAGAAUGCGGUGCCAUCAAUCGCAGCCGGCUGGUGCAAUUCCGUCGUUUUGUGCAAGAGUACGAGGGACUGAAAUGGCGUCACAACGGAACUGCUUCCAUGGCGAUGAACAUGAUGAUGAAUCUCGGCCACGAGGUAGAAAAUGCCGAUAUCCUGCAGCCGGACGCGCAUUUUCGUCACGUCUGCGCCUGGAUGAUCCCGAACAAAUACUUCAAUGAGAACCGCUUGGAGGAGGGCUGGAAGAUGACGGUGGGAUUAACUCUCUGUGUCCGGAAAAUCUAUCCAAAGUAUGAUGUUUGUCGCGGCCUCCAGCUAAUGGGACAGGGAAUUACCGCCUCCACAGCGCUGUACCAACGAGCGGUGAAUCGGACAGGUCGGCUGCCGGGACCGGGGAAAAAUGAGUUGGGAAUCUUAGCCCCUCAAAUCAGUCAUCUUGCCAUCAAGUACUGCGAGGAGGCCAAAGAAAUCUUUACGGUUUUGUUUGGUGAAGAGUCCCAGGAGGUCCAGCAAGCCGAAGCUGCGCUGGAGCGAGUGACUACCAAUAUACGCCCCAUCGAGCGCGCUUUUCGCGGCAGCGGAUGGAAAGCCAAGAAAUAGUGAUUUUGUUAUUUCAGUGGCUGUUCUGUUCAUUUCGGUAACUGCUGUGUUUUCUAAUGUCAGUUUUUCUGUUUUUCCAUUAGGUCAACCAAACGAUGUUUUGUAACUGGAAACUUUAUGUUCUGUUAACUGUGGAAAAUGGUAAUAUUUAUUUCACCAACAGCGGAAAGAAGUUCUACAGACAUUGUCAAUUUAAUUUCUGGCAUGGAAAACUGAAAAGUCAGCCUGUUGA
Messenger RNA from Paramacrobiotus metropolitanus, 1943 nucleotides. Its product is annotated as N-lysine methyltransferase SMYD2-B-like. Bases 170 to 1711 code for a protein of 513 amino acids. The record is from RefSeq and is a predicted model, not a curated record. NCBI's taxonomy places the organism in Eukaryota, Metazoa, Tardigrada, Eutardigrada, Parachela, Macrobiotidae. The transcript has 7 exons. Gene Ontology annotation, cellular component: nucleus.